Molecule: messenger RNA, 3440 nt
Organism: Linum trigynum
Lineage: Eukaryota; Viridiplantae; Streptophyta; Magnoliopsida; Malpighiales; Linaceae
Source: the annotation of a GenBank genome assembly
GAAUACAACAACCAAAUUACCAAACCAAGUUAAUCAAUUUGAUUAAUUAGUUAUUCAUGUUAACCAUUAUAGCAUACCAAUUUUCAUUACAUGAGAAAAAAUCUCCCAUAAAUGCAUCAAUUCAUAAUAAAUGAUGAAUAAAACAUAAAAAUUAACUCAUAAUUAAUCAUUAUGCAACUAAUAUAAUUAACUUACAAUCAUUAGAAGUAGUCACCUAUAUAAAAAAUGCUAAUGGUAUGGGAUGAUAAAUUUGGUAUGCUAGUAUGAAUUAUUUGUGCCUAAAAUGUACUACACGGUUAUGGGGCCCCGAUCUGGACUCCCUCGUCCGAUCUCCACGGGAGUGGAAGAACCUGUGAGGCGAGGGGCGGCCCCCGGGAUCUACGCUCCGACGCCCAAGUUAGUAUAGGGAUGGCAAUGGAUCGGGUCGGGGACGGAUAGUGCAUAUCCGUUAUUGUACCCAAAGUAGUUCGGGUUUUACCCAUACCCAUACCCACAUGUGAAACGAGUAGAAAAUUAAAAUCAUGCCCAUACCCGUUCGGGUUUCGGGUAUCCACGGUUAUCCAUGGGUAAUGAUUUUUCUUCAUAACUAUAACCAAUAUGUUAACAUUCACACGUAUUCUCACAUUACGUAAGAAAACAAGUACGGCAAUAAUUCACUAGAAUGAAGAAAAUUAAUUAAAACAACACAAUUUCAUGAAAAUGUUGUAUUUAUAUGCUAAAUAUAAAAUAUGUUAGAGAAAAAAAUGAUUAUUUCUAGAAAGAAUACAUAUGCAUGUGUAUAAUCAGGCGGGUUCGGGUUGGAUAGUGAGAAACCCAUGCCCACCCAUCACCUGCAAUAUUCGGGUUCGGAUUCUACCCAUACCCACUAAAUGUCAUUCGGGUUCGGGUUCUACCCAACCCGAUUAGGUCGGAUUCGGACGGAUAUCCACGGUUACGAAUAUUUUUGCCAUCCCUAAGUUAGUACGAUAUAAGAGAAUGUAUGGUAUGUAGAGAGAUAAAGUACAGAGAGAGACCUUAGGGGAAAGUGAGGAAGAGAAAGAGAGGAUCCUUAGUUUGGAGGGUUAGGCCUCCUUAUAUAAGGUUUGGGCUUCCUUGAGUGGUCUUGGGCCUAGGACGCCUUGCAGUGGGCUUGGACCCGUUUAUAGUCGUGUAGGCAUAUUAAUCCAUAUCCCAACACUUAAGGAGCCGUAAAACCCUUCCCUCUCAGGUUCUCAUAAAAAACGUCGUUUGCUGAACAUACCAUUUUCCUAUUUCUUCAAACUUCAAACCAUCAUAACUUUUAACUUUGCUUAUCCAAUCAUUGCCAUUUUUUUCUGUAUAUUUUCCAGGUUCGUUCGUUGGUGUCCUCCGUGAUCCAUAUUGUUUUGAAGGUGGUUUGCUUGGUUUGUUGCGUUCGCCCGUGAUCCAAAUUAUUUACAAUAUGAUUCGCUGAUUCGAUUGCAAUCCGAGCGAUUUGAAGUAGAUCACUUUAGUGUCAAGCAAAACAGGCAUUGAUUCGCUUGACACCAAAACAAAAUACUCCAAACUCUAUUGUGAGAUUUUUUUUUUUGUUAACCCUAAACUUUUUGAAUUUCCCCCCCUUAUAACUGUGAGCAUCUCCAUGCUUCUGAUUCACUUCAUUUGCAUGCUACCAAACAAAUUAAGAUUUAUAAGGAAACCGUCAUUUAUUGCUAUAGGUGUUGUCCUCCUUCACGUAAACCUCCAUAUUACUGAAGCCCACGAGCCCAUACGUGCCACCAGCUCAUUAAUGGGCCCACAAAUUUUGUCAGUGGAUAGGAUUAAGAAAUAAUUAAUGUCGGCUAAACCGCCAGCUCAUUGGCUAUGUUACCUAAACAUUUCGCAAGCAGCCAAAAGAUUAAGACUGUUCAAAAGAAAUUAAACCAAAACGGCCCAAAACGGAGAAAACGUAAACGAAACGAACAAGCGAGAGAAGAAGAAGAGUUAAUUGCCAUUUGCCACACACAUGGUGAGUAUUUAGGUUGUCAAACUGGUUUGUGCCAGUGUGCCGAUUUAGCAAGUGGAAUGGUUCGAUCGGUGGUACAUACAGGUUUGUGCCGGUUCAUGUCGGUUAAUAUUACAAAUAAUUUAAAAAUACUCAUAUUUAAAUACGACAUUUAACGUCAGUACCUAAAUAUUUGUACUUGAAUCCAACAAAUAACAUUAACAUUUAACUUUUUAACACAUAAAAUAAAUAAUAAAUUACUUUUUAUCAAUUAAAUUCACUAAGAUAAGAUCAAUUUACUUGGAGAUUCGUAUAUCGAUCAUGCCGGUCAUACCGAUAGAGUCAUGCCGGUCAUACCGAUAGAGUCAUGCCGGUUUUGUGACAAGUACAGGUUGAACCAGGUUCUACCAGUGGCACGCCGGCCGGCGUGACAACUAUGCCAUUUACAAACAAGGCUCUGAAGAUGGCGCCAAUAAAUUCCCACGUGUCGUUCACUGAUAAGUAGAAUAUAUCAGUCCUCGAUCCAGCUGUAGUAAUUAACAAGUGAUUAAUCAAAGUAAUUAACCCUGCUAAACAAAGCAAUAAGCACGUACUAAUCCAUCCAAAGAACACGAGGGGUCAGUCAAGUCAAAGAUUAGCAUCUCUCUGUCCGUCUGCCUACCAAUUUCUCGAAUCCUCCUCCCAAUUCCACCGGCGCUCUCUGGGUAAGAAGAACAAGAAGGAGAAGAAGAAGGUUGAGCUAUGGGGAAGAAGAGCUACUUAGCGAUGAAGAUCGACGGAGGAAGCAGCAGCUUCGGCAGCGACUUAAUCGCCUCCGAUUUCAAGGAGCUGACGGCGGCGGCGAAGAAGCUGGCCAUCCAUGUCGGGAUUGUCGCCGGUUUCGGAACCUCUUUCUUCGAGUGGCUCGCUGCUAUUGCCGCUAUUUAUCUACUGGUGUUGGAUCGAACGAAUUGGAAGACGAACAUUCUCACUGGGUUGCUCAUUCCUUACAUCUUCUUCACCCUGCCUUCUUUCCUCUUCAGCUUCCUACGAGGGGAGUUUGGGAAGUGGGUUGCAAUCAUUGCAGUUGUACUCCGCCUUUUCUUCCCCAGUCGUUUCCCAGAUUGGCUUGAGAUGCCGGGUUCUUUAGUUCUGCUAAUAGUGGUGGCUCCUAGUUUCUUCGCUUCAACACUGAGGGGCAACUGGAUUGGAGUGGCCAUAUGCCUGCUCAUUGCUUGCUACUUGCUGCAAGAACACAUUAGAGCAUCUGGUGGGUUCAGGAACUCAUUCACCAAAGCCCAUGGUGUCUCCAACACCGUCGGGAUAAUCCUCCUCUUCGUUUAUCCAGCCUGGGCUUUGAUUGUUGGUGUCGUCUGAUUCGAUGAUGAUGAUGAUGAUGAUGAAUCCACGGUUCAAUUUCUGCUUAUUAUGUUAGAUCCUCCAUUGAUUCGAGAUCGAAAUGCUUGCAUUGUUUGUAUUGUUGUUUCUCCUUGUUUGUUACUGUACUUACUGUAAUAAA